AUGAAGCAAAUCUACAAGGAAGAGGAGCUCGUCAUCCCGUACGUUGCGUCUCGUUGGACUCGGCUUGGAAGGACCACGGCACUGAUCUUGGCUUGAUGCGACCGUUCAACAGCGAGGGAGUCAAGGUCGCCAUCAAGGCCCGAAUCAUCACCGUCACCGGCCCCCGAGGAACACUCCAAAAGGUCAGUACCACCCGUAAUCGGCGUUCGAGACUUGGGAGCUGACGCAUGUGUCCACCUCUUGUCAUCCUCCGCUGGACCUACGCUCGCACCCGCGUACGCCAACUCACCUCGCCUACACCGACUCGAACGAAACAGAACUUGCAACAUAUUGAUAUGUCGAUGCGAGUGACCGCCCCCUCCGAAAGGGCCGUCAAGCCCCAGCACAAGGUCAAGCUGGUCGUCUGGCACGGUGGGCGCAAGCACGUCGCUUGCCUGCGAACGGUCCGAUCCGCGAUCGAGAACAUGAUCCAGGGUGUCCGCUACGGCUUCCUGUACAAGAUGCGCCUCGUGUACGCCCAUUUCCCCAUCAACGCCAUCAUCAGCGACGACAAGACCUCGGUCGAGAUCCGCAACUUCCUCGGAGAGAAGGUCGGUCUUUCCGCGAAACAUAGCUUUCACCGCUCGCGGCACAGCCACUGAUUCGCUUUAUGCGCCUGCACAGAUUGCCCGCAACAUUUCCAUGCUCGAAGGUGUGACGAUCGAGGAGUCGAAGAACGUCAAGGACGAGCUGCUCUUGGCCGGUAACGACAUUGACAAGGUCUCGCAAUCCGCCGCGGCCAUCCACGGCUCGUGCCUCGUCAAGAACAAGGAUAUCCGGAAGUUCUUGGACGGCAUCUACGUGAGCGAAAAGACGUCGGUCGUUCAACCGGAGGAAUAA
Messenger RNA from Microbotryum saponariae, 879 nucleotides. The record is from the annotation of a GenBank genome assembly. Lineage: Eukaryota; Fungi; Basidiomycota; Microbotryomycetes; Microbotryales; Microbotryaceae.